Messenger RNA from Drosophila rhopaloa, 1317 nucleotides. RefSeq names its product snRNA-activating protein complex subunit 3 (gene Pbp49). Gene Ontology annotation, biological process: snRNA transcription by RNA polymerase II; snRNA transcription by RNA polymerase III. Gene Ontology annotation, cellular component: snRNA-activating protein complex. The transcript has a single exon. The coding region runs from base 1 to 1143 and encodes 380 amino acids. Gene Ontology annotation, molecular function: bent DNA binding; RNA polymerase II cis-regulatory region sequence-specific DNA binding; core promoter sequence-specific DNA binding. The record is from RefSeq and is a predicted model, not a curated record. NCBI's taxonomy places the organism in Eukaryota, Metazoa, Arthropoda, Insecta, Diptera, Drosophilidae.
AUGGAGAGCCAUUCGACAGUUAGCGCUUUAAAUCUGAAAGAUUUCCUUGCCGACUAUCAGCAAAAACUAAACACUGAGGACAAUGUACCCUUUUUCAUGCAAUCCAAUCCCGUAAUCGUAGACGUGGGUGAUAGCUGUUCCCUGAACUUGAUCGAAUCCCCAGACGACAUCUCGGUCCCAAACUUCCAGCCGGGAGCUGAUGUAUUUCGUCCAACUGUCGUCCGACCCCAAGAUGACCAGCAUGUGCCGGCCACCUAUUCGGCACUGAUCCAUUACAAGACCAAGUCACGUAAAUGUGCCUUUGGACGCACCCAAUACUCUCACAAAUUGAACCCGCCGCCGACGGACUGCCAUGAUCUCCAGUUGGAUGCCUGCGAGCUGGAGCUAACCGUGCGUCUCUACCGGCCACCGCGUGCCUACCAUAGAGGAUUCAAGGUUGAGAUCCCCGUGUUUGCCGAGGAGUACGUCUGCCUAGGCAGCAACUAUCUGAGCGAGCUGCGCGACAAGAUCAGCUGCGUAUGCCGUGGCAAACGUUUCGUGGACAUCAGCAACGAUCCAGAUGCUCCGCUUCCCACUAUCGACACAAAUCCGGGAUAUUUCUUUAUCAACGACACCUUCUACAAUGACAAACGCAAUCCCAACAACCCCGACUAUUCGGACACUGUGUUGAAGUGGGCGGCUCAUGCGAACGGUGUACGAGGAGAAACGCUCAAGGCGGAAGAUAUGGAGGGCAAACGGUUUAUCGAUCUUACUGUGAUCCCGGGAUCGCCGCUGCACUACCUGCAUCACGGUAAUUGCGAACACCUGUUUGUAAUCUCACAGAUCGAGGUGCUAACGCCGCGCAGUAAACGCCCUGAUCGCAGUUUAUAUCCCUAUCCUCACGCCUUUAGUACCUAUAAUCGCAGGACCUGCUACAUGUGCGGCAUUCGCAGCUACAGCUUCAUUGUUGAUCAGUCCCGCCGACAGCUGCACGAUCCCUCUUACCUGUGCCGCAGCUGCUUUCUCAGUUUCUAUUACGUGGAUGGCCAGAAGGUUGGUCAAUUCAAGGCCUAUCGCAUAUAUGACCAUGCGGAGGCCGAGGACGAAGAGGAGGAGCGUAAGGGAUGCGACGAUGGCGACAUGGUUGUCGGACUAGACGAUUAAGUCAUCAUUUUGGAACAUGAAAAAAAAAUAAAAAUAAACACUUGUCUGGAAUGUUCGCAAAUCUUCAAAACAUUUUCCUAAUGUAUUUAAUUUUACGAUAUAAACUAAUUUUACUAUAUGAUUUUCUGCUGUUUUGUAAAUGCAUCCUUGGGUAAAUACACAUAGGAUUUUAGA